AUGGUGAGCCCCUACCCAUCACCAACAGCACUCCCUCCGCAUGAGGGAUUUGAGCAGAGAGGGGGACAUCCAUGCGCAGGGCUCCUGGCACAGCCCGGCCAACCUCACAAUGACCGGUCCUGGUUCGCCGGCGGAGGCCGCGGAGCCCCCGGCACUGCUGCAGCAGGGCCGGAAGCUAAGGCCACAGAGUCAGCCUGCGGUCCCCGCUCGGGACCCUGGUCACCCAAAACGCCCCCAUGGGCUCACGUGUGCUGGUCACCCUGGACCACGUGCUGUCACCUCCUGGACUUGAGGACUCCCCGGCCCCAGGGGCCCCAGGCGCUAGGAGAGGAGGGGGCCCAGGGCGCAGAGCGCGGCGGCUGGAGAACGAAGGGCUACCAGGCCGGGCCACUUGUCUGCUCCGAGGCUCCGGUUCCUGUCCCGCACCUGGGGACGCCCGGUGGGACCCGGUUCUAA
Molecule: messenger RNA, 456 nt
Organism: Rangifer tarandus platyrhynchus (Svalbard reindeer)
Lineage: Eukaryota; Metazoa; Chordata; Mammalia; Artiodactyla; Cervidae
Source: the annotation of a GenBank genome assembly